Messenger RNA from Ogataea haglerorum, 3729 nucleotides. RefSeq lists its product as uncharacterized. Gene Ontology annotation, biological process: RNA export from nucleus; protein export from nucleus. The record is from RefSeq and is a predicted model, not a curated record. NCBI's taxonomy places the organism in Eukaryota, Fungi, Ascomycota, Pichiomycetes, Pichiales, Pichiaceae. The transcript has a single exon. Gene Ontology annotation, molecular function: small GTPase binding; RNA binding; nuclear export signal receptor activity. Gene Ontology annotation, cellular component: nucleus; RNA nuclear export complex; cytoplasm. The coding region runs from base 1 to 3729 and encodes 1242 amino acids.
AUGGAUCAGAAUGGCGUUGACCAGAUUGUGGGUUCUUUACAGGUAAUUUACAACCCACGGUCCACUAACGAGCAUCGCCACAAAGCUCAGGAGUUUUUAGAAAGCAUUAAACAGAUCCCCGAGUCGCCAUACUGGGGCUACCUGCUGGCACUCCCAGACAAUAAGUACGACUUCAUUGUAAGACACUUUGGUCUGAGCUUGCUCUCGAAUGCCAUCAAAAAAGACUUUUCUCAAUGGGACCUAGAAAAACAGGAAGCGGUCAGAAACUGGGUCAUCGAACUGGCCAUGAAGGUGGCGCCGACGGAUCCUCACUACAUGAAAGAAAAAAUAGCGUUUCUGUGGGUCGAGAUUGCCAAAAGGUGUUGGGGACUCUGUCUCUCAAAGGAAGAGGAAGAAAUCGCGCUCAAAGAUAAAUCAUAUACAGACCAUGAAAAGCUUCAAAGUUGGGCCUCCAUGGACGCGAACCUGCUCAGGUUAUGGGAGCACUCACUAAUCACAAGAGAGCUCUCUCUGAUUAUAUUUCGUGCGCUCUUUGAGGAUGUCUACCUCCUUGAUGAUCCGGUGGUGUCACAGAGAAACAACGUACUCUCAUCUUUGUGUCCAGAAGUGGUUACAUCAGAGGAGAUACUGCUACUCAAAUACGAGCCAAACGAGUCUCUCCGGAUCUUUGCUGCUUCGAGUCAAGGUUGGCUCCUUAGAUGGUGCGCUCUUUUAGAGGAGUGUAUUGAUUACAUGCUUAGCCAUCCUCGAUCGGACUCUGAUGAAAACUACCGAAACUUUUCCAACCUGACAGUCAAGAUAUUACAGGUUUUCAAGACAAGCUUGUACUGGAUCUUACCAAUUGCAUUCCGUGCGGCCGGUGUGCUUGAGAAGCUUAGCCGGUUGCUUGCAAUUGAUGACGUCGAAAUAAAAACGCUUACUGUUGACUGCUUGCAAGUCUUAUUCACAAGAGUAUACUCCGAGGAGUCCGAUUUCAACGAGAUAAUUGGGUCGAUUUUCCAGACUGAAGGAUUGGCAAUGCUGUUCAAGGUGUUUAAAAGUAUACAGCUGGACCCUGACGACGUCGAUGAACAGAAUUAUACACUGCUAAAGAAACUAGUGGAAAUGAUUGUGGGCCUCAGCGAAUACUUCCAGCUGUCUGACAAUAACCUCAAAUUUAAGCUUCCUGAAUCUGCUGAUGUCUUGAACUAUUUUAAACUAGUUUUGGAAACCACAAAGCAUCCCUCUCUGGUGAUAUCAGGUUUAUCUCUACAGUUUUGGUGUUCAAUGCUAAGAAUAGAUGAAUUGAGCGACAAGCCAGAUUUCGAACAAAUAAUGCCAGAACUCCUGGAGGUGACAGCCAGCAGACUGAUCAACUACGCUGAUUACGAUGAUGAGUGUGUUGAGAGAAAGAUGUUGAGCAUCGAUUUUGAGAGUCAACCUGAGGCCACUACUUUUUUGAACAAUUACAAAAAAUUGAGUGACGACAUUGUCCGGAUUAUCAUAUGCAAGAAGCCUGACGAUGGGCUGCAGUGGCUCGCAAACAGACUGAACAAAUUUUACUCAUCUCCAGUGGGUAUAAAAUCGCUGAAUGAUCCAAAACUGGUUUACAAAGGCAAAAACUCUGAGCCCUUCAUUUUUGGAUAUGCCCAGUUUGUCACCAUUGAGGCUUGCGUGCGAGGAAUCUCGAGGUGGCUUAUAUGGUGUCAGGACGACGACAUGGAAACGAAAAAAGUUUAUCUAAUCAAUCAAGUGGACGAUCUCUGUAAAAUGCUGCUCAGCAUGACAGUGAAAGACCCAAUGCUGCUAAGAAAACAGAUUCAGACUUUGGUACAGUUCACGCCCCUCUUGAAAGAUGUUUCAGGAACAAUGUUCAAGGUUUUAGAGAAAGUCAUGGAGUCUUGCACAUUUGACUAUCCUCCUGAUGCUGGGGAUGACGAACGAGAACUUAUUCGUGAUUUAAGGACAAGCGGCGGUACAGAGCUCAACAGGCUUGCGUAUUUGAUGCCUGAAUCUCUGAAGGAUAUUCUCCCCGAGCUGGAGUCUGCCAUUGCCGCGAUUUUGAGUUCCAAGAAGCUUAGCGACCACGAAGCUGUGGCGUUCAAGUCUUUCCUCCUGGUGGUCUCACAGAGAUCGUCCAUUGACAACAAGGCACAGAGAUUUGCCAAUAUAGUCGAUCCAGAGCUUGUUGCGUGGUCCAAUCCUGCGACUGAGAAAGGACUACUAGAGCUCCACUGGUUCAUGGAGAGACUAGGUAUUGUCAGAAUUGCAGAUUAUUUCCAAUCGAGAGGAAUCAUUGCAGACACAAACCUCCUGGAAGCGCAAAUGGACGAGAGAGGACGAGCGCUGAAGAGCGAACUAAAGGAUCAUUGGUCGUCUGUUUUCCCAAUUCGUGCGACAAGAAUUUUUAUUCAGUACAGUAUCGAAAAGUUAGACCAUCAGUCUGAAACUUACCAAGAUUUGUUAAAGCUUUGGAAGCCAAGAAUCAAGCCAAUCUUGCCACACAUUUUGCAGCUCAUCUACCAGAUCCAGGCAUACCAUAAUCCUGCUAACUGGUCUGGCCUGCCGUCCGAGGUGCAAUCCUUCGUUAAGUACAGCUGCAUGGAGAGAUUCUGGCAGCAAGGUGUGUCGAUUCAAUCAAAAGAAUCGUUCAUGGACGAGAGCGUCAAGGCUAUGCACACACUAAGGGAUUUUGCGGAUAGCGUUGGGCACAUCGUGAGGUAUACGAGAGAAUACGCCUAUCUGACCAUCAGCUCGAUAUCAGAGCUCGAGGAAACAUUAUACGAGAUUCCAGACUGUGCCAAUCUGUUGUGGAAAGCCCUCACCGGCGAGUCGGUGGGCAUCACUCUUCAUUCGUGGAGGCACAUGAUCAAUCUUGUGAUUCGCAACGUGAUAAAGAACUGUCCCAUCUCCUACCUGGACUCCUUCAUGGUCCAGCUGUUGCCUCAGGUACUGAAUACAAUUGACUCGUUGCUUGUUUCCAAAUGGGACGUUGUGUACCAGAAGGGACUGCAACUCGAAGGCAACGAGAGCGACGAGCAACUCAGCGAGGAGAUGAUGGAGGAACAUAUGCUCAGACAGCUCACGGCCGUUAUCGACAGGAUGCUCAUUGAUCUCGUUGGCCAACAAGCGCCGACAAGCUUGGUUGAAAGACAAUUGAAGACCAGGGAGAUUAUUUUCAGGGAUUUGAACUUGCUUGCACCUCUGUUGAAUCUGCUGUGCCACAUUAUCAGCUUCAAGGACACAAGGUGCUCUUUUAAUGCCAUUUUGAUAGUCAAACACAUGAUUCAAGAUCUUGUUGCCCUGAAUAACGACGACGUGGACAAGUAUCUGUCGGAGCACGUGAUUGAGACGCUCUUGUCUGUGCUCGUUGAUAAGUUUUACGCCGACGCACACCCGGAGGCUGCCUACACCUUGACACUGCUUUACAUGGGUUUGAGGUUUAAGUCAUCAUAUCCCGCAAUGAUUCUCCAGAAGUGCCUCAAUUUAAGCAACAAGGAAAUGGCCGACUUUGAGCUGCUUCUGAUGAAUUGCAAGAAGCUCAGGGAAAGAAGAAACUGUUUACUCCAGCUGGUCGAGAAUGCAAGCGAUCAGGGAAACAACGACGAAGAACAGAAAUUGAGAGAUCGCAAAAAGCAGGUAGAGACGGCUCAGCAACGAAGAAGCAAGAAAGGAGUCGCAGAGGACGUUAUGGACGAUCCUCUCACAGAGAAGACACUAAACAACAUGUUUGCAGAGGAAGUAGAGUAA